UGGAGUUUUUAUCACCCACACUGCAUAGAUGGAGCAGAAAAGGAAUGUGACUGAAUUCAUUUUAGUAGGCCUUACACAGAACCCCAAAAUGCAGAAAGUAGUGUUUGUGAUAUUUUUGGUCCUAUACAUGGUAACACUUUCAGGCAACCUGCUCAUCGUGGUUACCAUUACCACCAGCCAGGCUCUGAACUCCCCCAUGUACUUCUUCCUGACUCAGCUUUCCUUGAUAGACACAAUUUAUUCUUCUUCUUCAGCUCCUAAACUGAUUAUGGACUCCCUUCAUGAGAAGAAAAUUAUCUCCUUUAAUGGAUGUAUGGCUCAAGUGUAUGCAGAACACAUUUUUGGUGCCACUGAGAUCAUCCUGCUGACAGUGAUGGCGUAUGAUCGCUACGUGGCCAUCUGCAAACCUUUGCACUAUACAGCCAUCAUGAGCCACAGGCUGUGCAGGCUUCUGCUGGGAGUGGCCUGGACUGGAGGAUUUCUCCAUGCAACCAUUCAGAUUCUCUUCACAGUCUGGCUGCCCUUCUGUGGCCCCAAUGUCAUAGAUCAUUUCAUGUGUGACUUGUACCCUCUGUUGCAACUCGUGUGCAUGGACACUCAUACUCUUGGUCUCUUUGUUGCUGCCAACAGUGGGUUCAUCUGCUUGUUAAACUUCCUCCUCUUGGUGGCCUCCUAUGUGGUCAUCUUGCACUCCCUAAGGACC
Pteropus alecto (black flying fox) is the source of this 703-nucleotide messenger RNA. Its product is annotated as olfactory receptor 4C12-like. The annotation marks the transcript as partial. The transcript has a single exon. Gene Ontology annotation, molecular function: G protein-coupled receptor activity; olfactory receptor activity. Gene Ontology annotation, cellular component: membrane. The record is from RefSeq and is a predicted model, not a curated record. Gene Ontology annotation, biological process: G protein-coupled receptor signaling pathway. NCBI's taxonomy places the organism in Eukaryota, Metazoa, Chordata, Mammalia, Chiroptera, Pteropodidae.